AUGAUUCUUUUCUGCCAUGUCUCCGAACUCAACUGCCAAGAAACACAUUUUCAGAUGUCGGGCUUCUCGGAGACGGCAAUGCGAGAGCGACUGAGUAAACUUAGGCCACAGCAAGACUGCAUCAAUACGUUGUCGAUGUGGUUAAUGCAUCACCAUCGACAUACUGACGAUAUCGUACAAAUUUGGCUAAAGGAAGUGCGAAAAGAAACGAACUCAUCUCAGAUAGUAAAUCUGCUGUACAUUGCUAAUGAUGUCAUCCAAAAUAGUCGUAAGAAGAAUCCCGAAAUGGCAGUGAAGUUCUACACCGUUCUCGAGCCAGCUUUCCGGCACGCUGCCAAGAUUUCUGGGCCAGAUCUCGACAAAGCGAUGAUUAAGACUCUCAAUGUGUGGCGAGACAGGCAGAUCUAUAGUGAAGAUCAACUCGCCAUCCUUGAUGCUGUUGUGAAGCGACGAAAAUCGAGCAGUAUCAACAGUGUCGUGCACUCACACGUUCAUGCUCCACAUGUGCCUGAGCUUUUCUCCUCAUCGGCUGCACCACCAGCUCCACCACCCGAAUAUGACUCAGAGUUAGUUAGCUCGAACGUGACGGAUGUGUUGGAGUCGCUACGCAAAUUAGAUUAUCCUCCCAGCGCGGAUGCGGAAGUCAGGCAUACAUCUGCCAGCAAGAAACUGUUGGAUGAAAUCGCGGAAGCCGAGCCGCUUGUGAAGGAUUACUGUCAAAGGUUAGCAGAUGAGAUGCUGGAACGUCGAAAUUUACAAAAGCUGUUCGAUGAUAUGAUACGAAUGUCCGAGCGACGACCAUUCACAGAUAAUCUAGGGAUCAUGGGGAUUGUGGAGAAGAUUGCGGAGGUGGAGCGAGAAAUCGCUAGAACUCAGAAAAAUAAGGCUACUGAGUAUCACCUUGGCUUGUUGAAGGCAAAACUUGCCAAAUACCGUCAACAACUUUUGGAACCAGUCGGUGGGAAAGGUGGAUCAAAAGGAGAUGGAUUCGAUGUGAUGAAAAGUGGAGACGCACGUGUAGCAAUGGUAGGCUUCCCUUCAGUCGGAAAGUCAACGCUCCUUUCAACAAUGACGAGUACACACUCAGAAGUGGCUGGAUACGAAUUCACAACUCUUACAUGCAUACCUGGAGUGAUUAACUACCAAGGAGCUAAUAUUCAACUCCUCGAUCUUCCUGGAAUCAUUGAAGGCGCAUCUCAAGGAAAAGGUCGAGGACGACAGGUUAUAGCAGUUGCUAAGACUGCUGAUAUCAUCCUGAUGAUGUUGGAUGCUGGAAAGUCUGAUCAACAACGUCCUUUGCUAGAGAGAGAGUUGGAGUCUGUUGGUAUUCGGUUGAAUAAGCGGCCGCCUCAUAUAUACGUCAAACAGAGGAAGGUUGGCGGCGUCAAGUUCACCCAUACCGUUCCAUUGACACAUUGCAAUGAAAAGAUGAUCAUGACGAUUUUGCACGAAUACAAGAUUUUUAAUGCUGAUGUCGUGUUCCGGGAAGAUGCAACCGUCGACGAAUUCAUUGACGUUAUUCAGGGGAACCGUGUAUAUAUAGCUUGUCUCUAUGUAUACAACAAGAUUGAUCAAAUUUCUAUUGAGGAGGUUGAUCGACUGGCCAGGUUACCACAUCAUGUGGUGAUAUCCUGCGAAAUGAACUUGAAUAUGGACUACUUGCUGGAGAAGAUAUGGGAGUACUUGGCUCUCGUUCGCGUUUAUACCAAGAAACCAGGACAUGCCCCUGAUUUAGGUAACAUCUGA
Molecule: messenger RNA, 1746 nt
Organism: Cooperia oncophora
Lineage: Eukaryota; Metazoa; Nematoda; Chromadorea; Rhabditida; Trichostrongylidae
Source: the annotation of a GenBank genome assembly